ACGACGUCGUUUCACUCAUUAUAAGUGAAACGACGCCGUUUUAUAUACAUAUAUUAAGAAAAAUAUAUAAAUAAACUGAAUCGGCAGGUUCAGCAGUUUUCCAGGGAUUCAAACCGGCGUCGAACCGUCGAUAUCGGUUUUCCUUCAAUUCCUCUCGACCGCCAACCGAUUCUUUGCCGGUUCCGUGCUCCGGCGGUCGGUCUAAUCAGUUUACGGCCGGUUCCAGCGGUUCAUGUAUAGCCCUAGUUUGGAUAGUGAGAUGAGAUGUGAUAGUUUUGACCUUUUGGGAUUUGAUAAAAGGGAAUGUCUACGUUUCCAUCGUCUCAGUCCGAGUCAGACUCCAUUCCGUCUGGGCCAAACUUCGAUGUGAUAAUAGCCGUCUCUGUAGUGAUGAGCUUGUUAACACUAGCAGUUAUUGGCGGUAUUUCUUUGUAUAUUGCAAAGAAAUGUAAAAGAGAGCACUUGUCCCACUUCAUAACGGAUUUACAGACGAUAGUCGCUCCACCGGCCAACAACGUGCAGGUUCCUGUUUGGGAGGUUGAUGCACCAACAAUGGAGAAGUUCCUCCAAGAAGUGGCAAGAGAGAAGCCAGUUAGAUUCACAGCUCAGCAACUAUGCAAUUUCACAAAAGAUUAUUCCACAAUAUUGGGUGCUGGAGGCUUCGGGUUAGUGUACAAAGGACAGUUUCCUAAUGGGGUAGAGAUUGCAGUGAAGGUCCUGAAUAGAAGUCAAGCCAGAUCAACGGCCGAGGAUCAAUUCAUGGCAGAAGUGGGAACAAUUAGUAGAACAUGCCACAUAAAUUUGGUCAGACUUUAUGGCUUUUGCCACGACCAAUUCAUGAGCGCCCUUGUCUUUGAGUACAUGGACAAUGGGUCAUUAGACAAGUACUUGUUUGGUUCUAAACAAGAAAUUGAAUGGGAAAAAUUGCAUGAAAUUGCAGUUGGGACAGCCAAAGGUAUUGCUUACUUGCACGAGGAAUGCCAACCAAGAAUCAUUCAUUAUGAUAUUAAGCCCGGUAAUAUUCUUGUCGAUGCAAACUUCUCCCCUAAAGUUGCAGAUUUUGGGCUUGCAAAGCUUUGUAACAGGGAUGGAACCCAUGUCAGUGUCUCGGGGUAUAGGGGGACUCCAGGAUACUCGGCACCGGAGUUUAUGUUGAAGAAUCAUCCAAUAACACAUAAAUGUGAUGUUUAUAGCUUUGGGAUGGUAUUGUUUGAGAUAGUUGGGAGGAGGAGGAACACUGGUACUGCUAGUCCUGAUCAUAGCCUAGAUUGGUUCCCAAAACAAGUUUGGGAAGAGCAUGAGAAAAAUGAGUUAGAAGCAAUGACUGUGACUUGUGGAAUUGGAGAGAAGGAUAGGGAGAAAGCAAUAAGAAUGGCUAUGGUUGCUUUGUGGUGUGUUCAGGACUCGCCAGAGGCUCGGCCGCCGAUGAGUGUGGUGGUGAAGAUGUUGGAGGGAGGAGUGGAGAUCAUGCAGCCUCCAAAACCAUUUCAUUAUUUGUAUUCAGUAGCGAUCAAGCCACCUCCAGAAACUAGCAGUACUGCUGGUUCGGAUCAUGACUCAACAACAAGAAGUGGAUCAGGAAGUAAUUCUUAUUGGUACAAGGAUUCUACCCCGCUCAUGACCAAAUAUGAAAUACAAAUAGCUAGUUCUUAAAUAGAAAAAUCUCCAGUUUCCCCAAAUUAAAGUUUGUAUUUUUUCAAUAAAAAGAGUACUUUAUCUUUUCAUUUUAGCUUUUUAUAAAUUUGUGACAUAUAUAUGAGUUUGUAAAGUCUAUGAAGUCAAUAUUACUAGCACUUCGGU
Juglans regia (Persian walnut) is the source of this 1800-nucleotide messenger RNA. RefSeq names its product rust resistance kinase Lr10-like. Gene Ontology annotation, biological process: protein phosphorylation. NCBI's taxonomy places the organism in Eukaryota, Viridiplantae, Streptophyta, Magnoliopsida, Fagales, Juglandaceae. Gene Ontology annotation, molecular function: protein kinase activity; ATP binding. The transcript has 3 exons. The record is from RefSeq and is a predicted model, not a curated record. The coding region runs from base 304 to 1653 and encodes 449 amino acids.